This is a messenger RNA of Anolis sagrei ordinatus, 975 nucleotides long. The record is from RefSeq and is a predicted model, not a curated record. NCBI's taxonomy places the organism in Eukaryota, Metazoa, Chordata, Lepidosauria, Squamata, Anolidae.
AUGGCAAUAGGAAGUGUCAUUUUGGGAAAGCUGCUUAGGAAGAUUGCUGGGAUAUGGUUCAUUGUCAAUAUUACAGAAGCCGAGGAUGCGUUUGUCAACAAGGAGAAGGUCCAGAAAGAGGUCAAGGUUGUCUCCUCAAAGGAUGCCACACUGAGCUGUGAAGUGGCCCAAGCUAAGACAGAAGUGAAGUGGUUCAAGGAUGGGAAACUCAUCACAUCUAGCAAGAAACACAAGGUAGAAGCUGAAGGCAAAUCCCGGAAGCUGAUUGUACAUGCAACAGAGAAAAAAGACGUGGGAGAAUACACCUGUGAAGCCGGCAACCAGAAACUGACCUUCAAGGUCACUGUAGCUGAUGAAAAAGUUGCAGAAGUUGAGGAAAUAUUUGCCAACAAAGAGAAGGUACAGAAAGAGAUUAAAGCCAUGUCUUCGGAAAACGCUACUCUCAGCUGUGAAGUGGCCCAGGCCAAAGCAGAAGUGAAGUGGUUCAAGGAUGGGAAACUCAUCACCGCCAGCAAGAAAUUCAAGGUAGAGUCUGAAGGCAAAUCCCGACAGCUGAUUGUCCAACAGGUAGAGAAGAAGGAUGCUGGGGAAUACACCUGUGAAGCAGCGGGACAGAAACUGGCCUUCAAAAUCACCGUUACAGAAGCUGAGGAGGUGUUUGCCCACAAAGAGAUGGUCCAAAAAGAGGUCCAGGCUGUCUUUUCAAAGGAGGCUACACUCAGCUGCGAAGUGGCUCUGGCCAAGACUGAAGUCAAGUGGUUCAAAGAUGGGAAGCUCAUCACUUCUAGCAAGAAACACAAAGUAGAAGCUGAAGGCAAAUCCCGGAGGCUGACUGUACAAGCAACAGAGAAGAAGGAUGUGGGCGAGUACACCUGCGAAGCCGGCAACCAGAAAGUGACUUUCAAACUUAAUGUCACAGAGCCUGUAGAGAUCUUUGGCCCGGAUGGAUCUCCUUGUUAUCCUUGUACCAUUUGA